Molecule: messenger RNA, 3112 nt
Organism: Siniperca chuatsi (mandarin fish)
Lineage: Eukaryota; Metazoa; Chordata; Actinopteri; Centrarchiformes; Sinipercidae
Gene: abcd3a
Product: ATP-binding cassette, sub-family D (ALD), member 3a
Exons: 9
Coding region: 94-783 (229 amino acids)
Biological process (GO): long-chain fatty acid import into peroxisome; peroxisome organization; fatty acid beta-oxidation
Cellular component (GO): peroxisome; peroxisomal membrane
Molecular function (GO): long-chain fatty acid transmembrane transporter activity; ATP hydrolysis activity; ATP binding
Source: RefSeq, a predicted model, not a curated record
CGCAGAACAAAUCCGGUUUCCGGUACGGAUCGGGCAGUGACAGAACUGAAGCAAACUCGAGCAAACAAUCAAACCGCUCGUUGUGUCGGAAACAUGGCGGCUUUCAGUAAAUAUCUGACAGCGAAAAACUCAUCCAUAGCAGGCGGUAUUUUGCUGGUUUUAUACCUGCUGAAACACAGAAGACGGACGCCCAAACAAGAUGGUAGAAAAGGAGGCUCAGAUCUAGUGGUGAAUACUGAGAAAGAUGGCAGAAAAGACCGUGCAGCAGUGGACAAGGUUUUCUUCCUCCGAAUCCUCCAGAUUCUGCGGAUCAUGGUACCUCGAGUUUUCUGCAUGGAGACUGGCUACCUUAUCCUUAUCGCUGCCAUGUUGGUGGCCAGGACCUACUGUGAUGUAUGGAUGAUCCAGAACGGCACCAUGAUCGAAAGUGCAAUUAUCGGUCGCUCGACAAAAGAUUUCAAGACCUUCUUGUUCAGCUUUAUCAAAUUCAUGCCAUUUAUAGCCUUGGUGAACAACUUCCUGAAGUUGGGUCUAAACGAGCUGAAGCUGAGGUUCCGUGAGAGGCUCACAAAGAACUUGUACGACCAGUACCUGCAAGGUUUCACCUACUACAAAAUGGGAAACCUGGACAACCGGAUAGCUAAUCCCGAUCAGCUAUUGACACAGGAUGUGGAGAAAUUCUGCAACAGUGUGGUGGACCUUUACUCCAACCUCAGCAAGCCUCUCUUGGAUAUUGGUCUGUACAUCUUCAAGCUGACAAGUGCCAUCGGUGCUCAGAUUUAGGAUUUAGACAACACCCUGCAAAUACAGAAAACACAACCAAAUACAGAAACGGCUGCAAGUAGCACAGACAACGGAAACUGUUUCCAGAGGACACGAAAAAGUCAUGAACAUGGCUUGGACACGCUUUUUGUUUACAUAAUCCCCUCUAGUGUGGAUCUGCACAUUAUUUGAGCAUGCAAGAGGAUUUUUGUAACUACAUUUGAGCAAGCAAUAGAGAUUCUCAUGCAUGUAAUUAUUAAAGUUGCUCGCGCUCACUUCUGGCAGUCUGGAUCCCCUAAGAGCAAACUCAAACUGAGAGCAGAGUGUCACCUGUUCAAUUUGACCUGGAAGUGAGGGGUCAUCCUUGUUAGACCCUUCUUCUACUUUCAAAAUAAAAGCUGGAACAGUGGCCUUUUUUCAAUCACUAGAUAGAGUAUUUGGUGUCUGUAUUAUCUUAAAAUCAAAAUUAGCUGACACUAAAUGACUAAAAUCACAUUUAAUGUGUUGGCAAAUGAUCUAGUUUUUAAGUCAUUAUGGCAGUAAUAGUAUGGAGAAAUUUGGAACGUCAACUUAUAUUUCUAGUGUGAUUUUUCUGAACCAGAUGUAGGGUUUUUGUUAAGAAGGUCAUCCACUUGUCAAAAGUUCACGUACACGGUCUCAGAGUAUGUGACCUUGCACAUGGAGUUCACGUGAACACACAGUGAAUAAAGUUAUUCACCGCUGCAGUUCCAGGCUUUUAAUUCAUUCACCACUGCAGUUUUCACCAUCACUUUACUUUAGCUGAUUUACUCCUGUGCGUCCAUGAGAAAGUGAGUAUUCAGUUAUUCUCUUACCUGUAACUAGUGUUGCAGUAGUGUGAAUCGCUAUAGUAUUGUACUAUCUCAUGUAUUGUGACAGCGCCUGUAAUAGUUUGACGGUCACAUCACGUUGGUUAACUAAUGUCGUGUUCUUUACUGCCAUUCCUUGUAAUGUAAAUGAUCAUCUUUUUAUGUUAAUUAGUGAUGUGAUCCUUGCAUUUCAUUACUCUUUCAUUAUGUAUUUCAUGCCAUAAUAUUGCAUAUCAUUAAUGUCUGUAUGUAUGUUCUAUGUUUAUUCCCUUUAAUGUAGUAACCAUAUUCACAUAGAAGCAUCCAAAACUAUCAGCAAUAAAUGAGUGGCAUGUCAAUGAGUGUGUUUGUGUGUGUGUUAUGACCUGGAGUCAUUAACCCAUCACCAUCAUUCCUGUUCUUUCCAGACAACUGUGGAGAGUGCAUCUACAUUCAGCACAUAAGGGUUACACAAUUGGUUAAUAGUGUAAACCAACACCUCUUUUAUAGUUUUCUUAUUUCUUCUUUUUCUUCAGCUUUUAUGAAUAAUUUUAACAGAGAAAAUUAUUAGAACCAUUAUAAGAAAAUGGUUUGUAGAACAAUUUAUGAAUGAGGCCCAUUGUCACUUCUGAGCGGAAUGCUGCUCACGGAAAUCUAAUGAGCCUGAUAUGUUUACUGUGAUCUGAUCCAACUCCAUGUAGGAUUCAAAAAAACAAAAUAAAUAAUAAUAAUAAUAAAACUAAUAAUAAUAAAAUUAUUAUGGGCCAUGGCUACAUUCAAAAUGACAACAUUUUCAGAAUAGCAAAGUCGACAUACCUGAAUGGAUAAACUAGAUGACAGUAAGGGGACCAGUUGGAUCGCCAGAAUUUCACUGAACUUCAAUCUACAGUGCAGAUCCACACACCCACAAUAAUUAAAAUUGUAGGCUAAACAAUAAGGCAUAAGAUAUUUAAAUCCUUAAUAGAUCCUUAGAGAGUAGCAAUAUAUUGAAAAGAUUACUAUUUGCCUUUUGCCGACUUUAACUUUUUUAAAGGACAUGACCCUGAUGUCUGGAUGUGGGUGUGUCCUGUUGCAGCUUGCUAGUCAACAAUAGUUGGAAAGCAACCUCUUGCAAUGUCAAGUGCUCAGAAGCCAAAACAGCUGGAGAGAGCAGAUUUAGAAAUGAGCACGUGCAUGAUCAGGAUUGUACACUCAAAUCUGAUUCUGCUCUUAUGAAUCUGCCUGUGCACUCUCAAAUGUUGACUUGUACACUGAGUCACGCUCAGAAUUUGUUUUGUGCUCUCUAAAAUCUUUUUCAUUAAUAUACCACGAUAUGCAUGCAACCCAAAAAUUGUGACCGUGCGGACUGUUCGCACUAGAAGCGCACCGAGUGGGCUAGAAAACUAAACUGGGCGCUUGUUUUGUUUAUGUAUGUUCUGUAUUCCCUUGCCUUGGUCCUAUUGUUGUUAAAGGGACAGUUCACCCCAAAAUCAAAAAUACAUAUUUUUCCUCUUACCUGUAGUGCUAUUUAUCCAUCUAGAUUGUUUUGGUGUGAGUUGCCAAGU